Trichosporon asahii var. asahii CBS 2479 is the source of this 1563-nucleotide messenger RNA. RefSeq names its product prolidase. The record is from RefSeq and is a predicted model, not a curated record. The coding region runs from base 1 to 1563 and encodes 520 amino acids. NCBI's taxonomy places the organism in Eukaryota, Fungi, Basidiomycota, Tremellomycetes, Trichosporonales, Trichosporonaceae. Gene Ontology annotation, molecular function: metalloaminopeptidase activity; manganese ion binding. The transcript has 3 exons.
AUGACCGUCACCCCCGUUGCCAAGCUGCCAGCUCGCACGCACGCCAUUAAGCUUGCAGGCGAGCUCACCAAGCAGCUCCCCGAGGCUGAGCGACAGGGCGAAGCCAACUUUAACUACCUGACUGGUGCGCACGACGUGCACGACGCCAGCGUCCUCAUCACCUUCACCCCUGGCGCCAACAAUGUCCAGCACACGCUGUUCAUUCCUCCCGCUGACCCGCUCGAGACGAUGUGGAGCGUGGCUCCUCCCACUCUCGACGAUGCUAGGAACCGCUUCGACGCCGGAGAGUACAAGGCGACGACCGACAUCGCGAGCGCCCUUUCUCAGCUCCCAAGCGACGUGACGAUCCACACACUCCCCGUCACCCACGAGUUCCCUCCUCUUCCCUCCGCCGUCAACGAGGUGCUCCAGAAGGCGAAGCACUCCUCUGAGCACCUCCGCACUGCUCUCCACAUUGCCCGUCUGACGAAGACCGAGGAGGAGAUCGACCUCAUCCGCAAGGCCAACGCCAUCACCUCUGGAGCUCACGAGGUGUUGAUGCGUGAGCUUGGACGCUUCGCUGCCCGCCGAGCUAAGGGCGCACCUUCCUCGAAGGAGCGUACCGGUCACGAGGCGCUGACGGAGUGGGAGGUGGAGAGCGAGCAGGACGCCGAGGCUCUCUUCGUUGCCACUUGCCGUCGCAUGGGCGCCGAGCAAGCCUACCUCCCCAUCUGUGCCUCCGGCCACCAUGCCAGCACCCUGCACUAUGUGCUUUUCCCUUCCACUGCUACCCCCCGUGUCCCAGGUGACACGUCGUUCACUCCGCGCCGCAUGGCGCGCGGCUGCUGCGGCGACAUUCCCGACCACGACCACGCUUCCUCGACGAGCGCUCUGCACGCCGGCGCCUUCGAGCCACAGAUUCUCCUGAUCGAUGCAGGUGCCGACUGGCAGGGUUACGCUUCGGACGUUACUCGCACGAUCCCGGUCGGUAACGGCGGCAAGUACACCGACCGCGCUGGCGAGAUCUACGAACUCGUUCUGCGCAUGCAGAAGGAGACGGAGGACAUGGUUCGUGUUGGCGCGCACUGGGACACGCUUCACCUUCGUGCUCACGAGAUUCUGAUCGACGGCUUCCUGAAGCUCGGCAUCAUGAAGGGCGACGCUGAGACGAUCCUGCAGACCGGUGUUUCGGCUGCGUUCAUGCCGCACGGUCUCGGACACUCGCUCGGUCUCGACGUCCACGACUCUCUGCAGUACCUCCGCACCGUUCACCUGGACCUGCCGGAGCGCACGAAGCAGACGCCCGCCAAGCUUUACACCUACCUCCGCCUCAGGCAGAAGCUGCAGGACAAGAUGGUGCUUACCGUCGAGCCUGGAUGCUACUUUGCGCCGCAGAUGCUCGACGAGCACGGUGUCUGGGACAACCAGUACAUCGACCACGAGGUUCUGAAGAAGUACCUCCCCGUGGGCGGUGUGCGCAUCGAGGACGUUGUUGUCGUUCGCGACGGACAGAAGUGUGAGAACCUCACCACCGUCGGUAGGGACCGCACUUGGGUCGAGGCGAGGUGCUCGGGGGCGGAGUAA